This is a messenger RNA of Apodemus sylvaticus (European woodmouse), 1145 nucleotides long. It is a transcript of the gene Mrpl12, whose product is annotated as mitochondrial ribosomal protein L12. The transcript has 5 exons. Gene Ontology annotation, molecular function: structural constituent of ribosome. The coding region runs from base 16 to 897 and encodes 293 amino acids. Gene Ontology annotation, biological process: mitochondrial transcription; translation. The record is from RefSeq and is a predicted model, not a curated record. NCBI's taxonomy places the organism in Eukaryota, Metazoa, Chordata, Mammalia, Rodentia, Muridae. Gene Ontology annotation, cellular component: mitochondrial large ribosomal subunit; ribosome.
GCAAGUUCCGUAAGUAUGCGGUAUGGAGGCACCUACUUCUUCCCCUGGCGAGACAAAGGUCUGCGGGACAGGGUUGUUGGAGAAAGCGCCAAUCCAGUACUAUUUCCGGGCCCAGACUGCGCCUGCGCGUCGCACCGCCUAGUACGUAACAUCAGGAGCCAACCCAGGCUAGAACUACCCUGGGCUCCAAGGCUUGGAGGCCUGGUGGCUAGAGCGGCCGGACCAGCUCGACUCCUCCCGGAUAGAGCGUCGCUUCCGCUUAGAGCCGCGUGUGACCUUCCCGCUUGCGGAGCUAUGCUGCCGGCGGCGGCUAGCCGCCUGUGGGGGCCGCGGCUUGGACUCGGGGGAGCCGCGCUCCGCCUUGCCAGGCAACAGAUACCCGGUGUCUGUGCAGCGCGGCAAUUGAGAAGCAGCAGCCACCGAAGGAGUGAAGCACUCGCCGGUGCACCUCUGGAUAAUGCUCCCAAGGAAUAUCCCCCCAAGAUCCAGCAGCUGGUCCAAGACAUUGCCAGUCUUACGCUCCUGGAGAUCUCAGACCUCAAUGAACUCCUGAAGAAAACACUGAAGAUCCAGGAUGUCGGCCUCAUGCCAGUGGGUGGCAUGGUGCCUGGUGCCGUCUCUGCUGCAGCACCACCCUCUGAGGCGGCUGAGGAAGAAGACAUCCCCAAACCGAAAGAACGGACGCACUUCACCGUCCGCCUGACAGAAGCGAAGCCCGUGGACAAAGUGAAACUGAUCAAGGAGAUCAAGAACUACGUCCAGGGCAUAAACCUCGUCCAGGCCAAGAAGCUGGUGGAGUCCCUGCCCCAGGAAAUCAAAGCUAACGUUGCCAAAGCUGAGGCAGAGAAGAUCAAAGCGGCCUUGGAGGCCGUGGGCGGCACUGUGGUUCUGGAGUGAAACACGGUUAUGAGGACUUUCGGACUAGAUCCCUGGGACCCGGGCAAAGCCUGCUCAUCCCGCUUCACUCCCAGGCGGUGCCUUGGGAGGAACAGCUACUGACGCGAGUGACCGAGGUCUCCUGAGAGAGGGACAGGAUGGACCUACUGUGAUGGGGUGGGGCAGCACUCUGAAGAGAUUGCCUUGGGAACUUACCAAGUGAACACAGCCUCUGAUGGCUACUGAGAAAAUAUACUAUUCAGGCUGGG